Molecule: messenger RNA, 936 nt
Organism: Sphenostylis stenocarpa
Lineage: Eukaryota; Viridiplantae; Streptophyta; Magnoliopsida; Fabales; Fabaceae
Source: the annotation of a GenBank genome assembly
AUGUCUACACCCUUAGAACAUGAUUACAUAGGCUUAGCAGAGACUCCAUACAUGGAUAAAAGUUGUGAUAAGAUAUCCUCUUCAGUUUCCUCCAACCUCUCCUCUGAGGAUGAGAACAGUUCAUCUCUGAACUUCAAGGAGACAGAGCUGAGGCUUUGCCUGCCCGGUUGUGAGUCUCCUGAGAACAAAUCAGAAGCUGGAGGGAUCUCUCUUUUUGGCAAGGAUUUGCAGAAUAAUGGCUAUUCUGCUUCUUCAACCCCUUUCAAGAACCUCAAGAGGGGUUUCUCUGAUGCCAUUAGCUCCUCCUCUUCUUCUUCUGGGAAAUGGAUUUUCUCAGCCAGUGAUUCAACUGAGGAUGAUCUGAGAAAUGGUGCUAAUACCUCUGCACUAUGCAACAAAGAGGUUGGUUUGGUUCCUCACUCUGAGAAGCCAGCUCAUGUUGCUGCAACAAUUGACCAUGCUACUCCUUCUGCAAAAGCACAAGUUGUGGGGUGGCCACCAAUUCGAUCUUUUCGAAAGAACACGAUGGCCUAUAAUUUGGCAAAAAGCAACACUGAAGCUGAGGAGAAACCAGGAGUUGGAUGUCUUUAUGUUAAGGUCAGCAUGGAUGGUGCCCCGUAUCUCAGAAAGGUUGAUCUGAAAACCCACAGCAACUAUAUUGAACUUUCUUCUGCUCUUGAGAAAAUGUUCAGCUGCUUUACCAUUGGCCAAUGCAGUUCACGUGGAGUUGCAGGAAAAGUGGGAUUGAGUGAGAGAGCUUUCAGGGAUCUUGUUGAUGGCUCUGAAUAUGUUCUUACAUAUGAAGAUAAGGAUGGAGACUGGAUGCUUGUGGGUGAUGUCCCUUGGGAGAUGUUCACUGAGUCAUGUAAGAAACUAAGAAUAAUGAAAGGCUCUGAGGCAAUUGGACUGGGGUCCAAGGGCAAUGGAAAAAUCUAG